AAGUUAAGGGAAGGGAUAAAGUUGACUCCCCUUUUAAAAAGAGGUCAAUUUUUUUUGACCUACCAUAUUGGCGUCAUCUUCUCCUUCGUCACAACCUCGAUGCCAUGCACAUAGAGAAAAACGUGUGCGACAAUAUAUUAGGUACUAUACUUAAUCUUAGUGGCAAAUCGAAAGAUCAUGUGAAAGCUCGUUUAGAUUUACAGGAAAUUGGUAUAAGAAAGUCCCUCCAUCCUCUCUCAUCUGCUGAUGGAAAGAACUUGGAGAUUAGAGCAGCAGUUUUUGACUUGACAAAGAAGGAAAAGGAAAUUUUCCUCACUGUGUUGAAAAAUACUAAACUACCCUAUGGCUGUGCUUCCAACAUUAGUAGGUAUGUGAACGUAGCUGAGAGAAAAAUUCAGGGGUAUAAGAGCCAUGAUGCCCACUUCAUACUACACUAUUUAUUACAAUUUGCAGUGAAGAAAGCAUCAAAACCGGAGGUUGCAUUGCCAAUGAUCAGAUUCAGUUCAUUCCUUAGAGGUUUAUGGAGUAAGGUCAUUAGAUUGGAUGAUUUGAAGAGAUUGCAAGAAGAAAUUAUCGAGAUAGUUUGUCACUUUGAAAUGAUUUUCACACCAGCAUUCUUCGAUAUAAUGGUUCACCUACUUGUACAUCUAUGCCAGGAAGUCGAAUUAGGUGGACCAGAACACCUUCGAAACAUGUUUUCAAUAGAGCGAUAUCUUGGAAAGUUAAAGACUUAUGUUCGUAAUAGAAGUAAACCCGAAGGUUCCAUCGCUGAAGGUUAUCUAGCUGAAGAAUGUAUAACAUUCUGCUCACGAUUUCUAUACGAUGAAGGGGCAGUAAAUAAUAGUUUGUAUUCGGCUCCAACACAAGUGGAUGGUCAUAUUGGAACACGAAGGAACCGAGAUGGAAAAACAAUUCGCUUAAAAGAAGCAGAUUUGAAGGCAUGUCAUCGCUAUAUCUUGUUCAAUUGUGGCAACAAGGAAAUUGAGAAGUUGAUAGAGGAUCAUCAAGCGUUAGUGGAUAAUCUUGAAAAUUCAAGAAGAUACAAGAGGGCACGUACGCACACUGAAGAGUUUUGCAACUGGUUGAAAGGGGAGGUUGGAAAAAUGGAAAAUGCUUCAAAAGAAUUAAAAGUUCUUGCAUUGGGUCCUAAUCGAAUGGCGAAAAGGUUUACCGGCUAUAUAGUGAAUGGUUUUAGAUUUCAUACCAAGUUUAGAGAUUCUCGAUGUACAACUCAAAAUAGUGGAGUUUUUUUGUCAGCUGAAACCACAAGUUUCGCAAGUUCAAAAGACGAAAACCCAAUUAUUGGGCAUGUCAACUACUAUGGAUCAAUAGAAGAAAUUGUAGAAGUUGACUUUUGGGGUGAAUUAUCGGUUUCCUGUUUAAAUGUUGCUGGUACCAAGAAGAAAAAGACCCAUAUGGGCUUACUCGAGUGAAU
Molecule: messenger RNA, 1435 nt
Organism: Daucus carota subsp. sativus
Lineage: Eukaryota; Viridiplantae; Streptophyta; Magnoliopsida; Apiales; Apiaceae
Exons: 2
Coding region: 105-1433 (442 amino acids)
Source: RefSeq, a predicted model, not a curated record